GAAUGGCGCCGCCCCGGCCCGGCCUGCACCGCGCGCCAGCAUGGCGGCGCCCAGCGAGGGCCGGGCGGGCCGCGGCUACGCGCCCUUCCCGGGCACCGACAGCGGCUCCUUCCCCUUCGCCGUCCCGCACGGUGCGGCGGGGGAGCCGUCCAAGAAGCCAUGCCGAGCCUGCACGGAUUUCAAGAGCUGGUUCCGCGAGCAGAGGAAGCAGACGGCCCCGGGCGGCGCGGACGUGGAGGUCACGGAGGUGAAGGAGCCCCCUCCAGACUGUCCCCUGGACAGCGAGCAGCUGGGCCGCAGCACCUGGGCCUUCCUGCACACCAUGGCUGCCUACUACCCCGACCAGCCCUCCGGGGCACAGCAGAAGGAGAUGAGGGACUUCAUCAACCUCUUCUCCAAGUUCUACCCCUGCGAGCACUGCGCGGAGGACCUGAGGGAGAGAUUACGGACAAACCAACCCGACACGAGCACCAGGAGAAACUUCUCCCAGUGGCUGUGUCUGCUGCACAACGAGGUGAACAGAAAGCUGGGGAAGUCAGAAUUCGACUGCUCCCGUGUGGAUGAGCGCUGGAGGGAUGGCUGGAAGGAUGGGAGCUGUGAUUAACCCGCAGGGAUUGCUCUGGGAAUGCAGCACCGCCGUGCAGUCCGCGUGGAGCUGCUGCAGGGACACAGGGAGUCAGUAACUCUGUUUGUGUGGGACUGAUUCAGAGCUGAACCAAUGCCAAAAGGAGAAUUGAAAAUCCUAUCCCAAUGAUGUUUUGAUAAGUAAUGGUGCCUGAGGGGUUGAGGCUGCCAGAAACCUCUGAGAUUGGGCCACUGACAAACUCAUUUCAUGAUGACAUUUCCUGAUUUUGGGGGCAUUUGCUUAUUUCUGUGCUAGAAUUCAUUUUCCCUGAACACAGUGGUGUUCUCGGCAGGCAUUGCCUGAUGUUUUAGAAGAUGCAUCUGAUUAAUUGUCAUUUUCAUUUCUGUUGUUCUGAUAGAGAAAAUUCAUGCUGGGUUUUGUGCCAAGUCUGUACCCAUGGAUUUCUUUCCAGGAUCUCCAACAUUUGUUGUUACUCUUUCAUCCAAUUCCUUUGGUAAAAGUCCUGAGGGCAGGUACAUCUGAUUUAAACACUAAAAUACAGAGCCCAGAUUUCUCAAUUUGGUUUUGUGUUUCAACUUACCAUGUCAGAGGACAAAACAGAGUCAAAAUCAUUUCAAGUUCUUCACGUAGCUGGUGAUCUCAUCCCUUCCUGCACUCCUGGCUGGGAGAGGUUUGCACAAACCCUGACAGCAACAGGUUUUUUUUCCUUUCCCUGUUUCCCGCUGAGGUUUUCUUGCCUGUUUUAUUGAGCUUCCUGAUGUUGUGCCUCACAGCACACCUGUGAACUUUUGGCAGGUUUUGACUGGAAAGGUUAAUGGUGCUGCUGUAAUUAGAGCAGAGGCACCUCUUAUCUGAGCCUUUGCUCCUCACACCACUGUGUGGGGCUCCUUAGUGGUUAGAGAACCAGGAACACCUUUGGAAACACAUUUUAAUAUUUUGUGGCACAGUCAGGUCCUUUCAAGUCAGGUCUGUUAAGUAAAUGUUGGAGUUUUAUGGACUAAUUAUUUCUGAACUUUUUGUGUCAUAACAUUUCUAAACACAGACCCAAAUGAACUGAUAACAAGGUACUGCAUGAAGAGUGUGACUGAAGCUGUCACUCAGGCUAUUAAAAGUGCUCAGAAAAUUUCCCUAGCACCAUGCUGAGGUUUCUUAGAACAAAUAAACCCCAGCUCUUGGAUUUUGUCUUUUGGUAAUAAACUCAGCCCCCAAAACAAAGCCCACUGGGAUCCACUAGAGGGGAGAGGACCAACAAAAGGGCUGCAGCUCUCCCUUUUUGCAGGCAGGACCCAGCUGACUCAGGUCUCUCAGGCCACUCUUAGCAGCUGGGGGUGUGGGCAGGCAUCUCCCUGUGGGUUUGGUUGUGCUAAAGCAGGAAUUCAGUGUUCUUCCAUCCCAGUCUGCCCUGCACUGUUCUGUGUGACAAUGUCCUCGCCCACGGAGCAGAUGAUGAGAUUUCUCCCUCCUUUGUUUCAGUGUGAACAAGCAGGUUGGUGAAACAUCUGUGCCAUCCUUUGUCACCUUCCUGUGCCAGGGGAGCAGGCUGGGGAGCUGCACUGCCCUGUGCCAGUCCUGGCAUUGCUGGCCAGGCUCAGGGAGCAGCAGGCUCCCAGCACACCCUGGGUGAGGGUGUAUCAACACAUUCUGGUCACUUUGUGUGCUUCAGGGAGGUGCUGUGCAGUGCAGGAGGAGAAGCCUGUCCUGUCCUGGCAGGGCUUGGGAGGAGCCUUCAAGCUGAGUCUGUGUCUUUAGCAAAUCCUGCCUGAAAAUGAGGCCACCAGCUGUGGCCAGGAUGCUUCUAGAGCAGUUUCUAUCUUUACCAAAUGGCCACUUGAUAAAAUCUCUUCUUGCACUUUGUUCCCUCGUGGUUUUGGCUUGGCAGAAGAGCUCUGAUGUAGUUGUUUCUCAGGCAUAGCCUCACCUCUGUGGACUUGGCCAUGUGAGGAUUGGGGGGAUUUGUUCUGCUGCUCAUUUGUACCACAAGUUUUAGUCUGGGUAAGGAAUUUCCACUGGAGGUCCUCAUACUUGUGUACAGCAAAUUGUGAAUUCUCUACUAAUUGCACUUGAUUAAAUCUAGUUUUAAAAAUCUCUGUAUUCAGAUUAUAUUUCCUGUUGAUGUAAAAAUAAUAAAGCAACUUGAGUUCA
Molecule: messenger RNA, 2728 nt
Organism: Passer domesticus (house sparrow)
Lineage: Eukaryota; Metazoa; Chordata; Aves; Passeriformes; Passeridae
Gene: GFER
Product: growth factor, augmenter of liver regeneration
Exons: 3
Coding region: 41-604 (187 amino acids)
Biological process (GO): liver development
Cellular component (GO): mitochondrion
Molecular function (GO): flavin-dependent sulfhydryl oxidase activity; flavin adenine dinucleotide binding
Source: RefSeq, a predicted model, not a curated record